Oncorhynchus kisutch (coho salmon) is the source of this 2204-nucleotide messenger RNA. Its product is annotated as butyrophilin subfamily 3 member A2-like. Gene Ontology annotation, cellular component: external side of plasma membrane. Gene Ontology annotation, molecular function: signaling receptor binding. The coding region runs from base 210 to 2069 and encodes 619 amino acids. The record is from RefSeq and is a predicted model, not a curated record. The transcript has 49 exons. Gene Ontology annotation, biological process: T cell receptor signaling pathway; regulation of cytokine production. Lineage: Eukaryota; Metazoa; Chordata; Actinopteri; Salmoniformes; Salmonidae.
CUAGAAGUACUGUAAGUGAAAGUGAAAGUAAAGUGUGAAACUCCACCACCCUUUUCCUCCGUUAUUUCUGGAACAGACGUCGUGUUACAUUCUGUGCGUUGCCAAAUUAGCCUUUCAACUGUUUUGGUUUAUGUUUCUAAACUCCUAAUAAUUUUAUUCACCAGUUACAAACAGCUUUACCUUGGAGUCAGACUUGUUUUGUUAGUGAAAUGAAGACCUUUCCGACCUCGGCGGUCUGGUGUUUUGGGAUUCUGUUCAUCAGUGCUUCAUUGAUAACGACAGGGUCGUCUGAGGUUCAGGUUGUUGGACCGGCUGACCGAGUUGAUGCCUUAGCUGGUGAUGACAUCAUUCUACCAUGUUCCCUGAAACCCAAUAUUAGUGCUAAGGACAUGCUAGUGCAGUGGACAGGAUUGUACCUGAAAACAAGAAACGUCCAUCUUUAUCGUCAAGGUCGAGACUCCAAUGAGGAUCAGUUUCCAUCCUACAGGGGAAGGACAUCAAUGUUUCAUGAAGAACUGAAGAACGGCAACGUCUCCUUAAAGCUGACCAGAGUUACUCUCUCUGAUGCUGGAAGCUACAGGUGCUUCCUUCCAACACUGACCAGCCAGGUGAAGGAAACCACUGUUCAACUCUUUGUUGGUGCUGUAUCUCAGCCAGUGAUCUCUAUUGUUGGAACUAAAGACUGGGGGGUGGUCCUGAAGUGUGAGUCUGGAGGCUGGUUUCCUGAACCUGAGAUGGAGUGGCUGGACAGUUCUGGAACCAUCCUCCCUGCUGAUGGACCUCCAGAGAGACACAGGGACUCAGAGGACCUCUACGCUCUGAGACGACAUGUCACUGUGGACCAGACUGACACCAACAGGUUCACCUGUAGAGUUCACCAGACGGAGAUCAAUCACCUGAAGGAGACAGAGAUUCAUGUCCCAGAUGACGUGUUUCCUAAAUCACACGUAGGGUUGAUUAUUGGUCUGUCAAUACUAUUAGCUGUUGUAGUUCUCGCAGCUUCAGCUGGUGUCUACAAGUGGAGAAAACAUACAGACAAGGUCACAAGAGAGAGGGAUGGACUCAAAGGAGAGCUGAUGGAGCUCAGAGAAGAGAACAACAAGCUCAAAAUAGAGACUGACAACGUCAAAAUGGAGAGGGAGGAGCUCAGAGAAGAGAACAACAAGCUCAAAAUAGAGACUGACAACGUCAAAAUGGAGAGGGAGAAGUUCAGAAAAGACAACGACAAGCUCAAAAUAGAGACUGUGGAGCUCAGAGAAGAGAACAACAAGCUCAAAAUAGAGACUGACAACGUCAAAAUGGAGAGGGAGGAGCUCAGAGAAGAGAACAACAAGCUCAAAAUAGAGACUGACAAGCUCAAAAUAGAGACUGACAACGUCAAAAUGGAGAGGGAGAAGUUCAGAAAAGACAACGACAAGCUCAAAAUAGAGACUGACAACGUCAAAAUGGAGAGGGAGAAGUUCAGAAAAGACAACGACAAGCUCAAAAUAGAGACUGACAACGUCAAAAUGGAGAGGGAGAAGUUCAGAAAAGACAACGACAAGCUCAAAAUAGAGACUGACAACGUCAAAAUGGAGAGGGAGAAGUUCAGAAAAGACAACGACAACGUCAAAAUGGAGAGGGAGAAGUUCAGAAAAGACAACGACAAGCUCAAAAUAGAGACUGACAACGUCAAAAUGGAGAGGGAGGAGCUCAGAGAAGAGAACAACAAGCUCAAAAUAGAGACUGACAACGUCAAAAUGGAGAGGGAGGAGCUCAGAGAAGAGAACAACAAGCUCAAAAUAGAGACUGACAACGUCAAAAUGGAGAGGGAGGAGCUCAGAGAAGAGAACAACAAGCUCAAAAUAGAGACUGACAACGUCAAAAUGGAGAGGGAGGAGCUCAGAGAAGAGAACAAGAAGCUGAAAAAAGACAAAGGAAAGCUGAAGAGACCAUCCAAUCCAAUCCAAUCUCCACCUCUCCAGGAGGUCAACAGGAAACAGACUCCUUCCCAAAAGUCUGAGGGGAUUGAAGGGAUGAAGCUGGAGUCUUUUCCUGCUCCUGAGAUGGAGACUUUACCUGAAGGAUGAUCUGGAGAAGUUGUGGGUGGAAGUUGAGUUUCUAUAGAGCUGAGUUACUAUAGAGAGACUAUAACUAUAGAGCUGAGUUACUAUAGAGAGACUAUAACUAUAGAGAGACUAUAACUAUAGAGAGACUAUAACUAU